Mercurialis annua (annual mercury) is the source of this 2675-nucleotide messenger RNA. RefSeq names its product adagio protein 1. The transcript has 2 exons. The record is from RefSeq and is a predicted model, not a curated record. Gene Ontology annotation, biological process: response to blue light; circadian rhythm. Gene Ontology annotation, cellular component: SCF ubiquitin ligase complex; cytosol; nucleus. Lineage: Eukaryota; Viridiplantae; Streptophyta; Magnoliopsida; Malpighiales; Euphorbiaceae. The coding region runs from base 240 to 2108 and encodes 622 amino acids. Gene Ontology annotation, molecular function: protein binding.
AUCUUAUCAGUAACAAAGGGCAGGCAUGUGACUGGCACAUGGCACAUUUUAAAAACAAAAAGAAGUGACCCAGAAUUCAUCUCUAUCUUCUAUCUUAUAGACGUAUGCUCACUGAGUAACUGGCAUAGCGUCUGAAACACUCAUCAACAACAAUGAAAAUUAUGGAACACUGCAAGAAACACACUUGUUUUGUUUUUUGUUUAACUUUUUUUGUAUUCUCAGUCAUGGGAUUAGAUUAAAUGAUCUUGUAUUUCUAUCUUUUGAAUCUUUAUAUGGAGUUGGGUAGCAAUUCAAAUCUGAUUGUUGACGAGGACAAGCAAUUUACGGUCAAAGAUGAUAGUAAAGCUAGUAGUUCUCUUUCAUUUCCUUUUAGGAGUAUUCCUCAAGAGGCUGUUCUAAUUACAGAUGCUCAUGAACCUCACAAUCCUAUCGUUUAUGUUAAUACUGAGUUUGAGAUGGUUACUGGUUAUCGAGCCGAAGAAGUCUGUGGUCUCAACUGCCGCUUUUUGCAAUGUAGAGGACCUUUUGCCAAAAGAAGGCAUCCUUUGGUCGACUCCACGGUGGUUUCAGAGAUAAGAAGAUGCCUUAAGGAGGGCAUUGAAUUCCAAGGUGAAUUAUUGAACUUCAGAAAAGACGGAUCUCCUCUAUUGAAUAGGUUGCAGCUUACACCAAUAUAUGGAGAUGACGAAACAAUUACUCAUGUUAUUGGAAUCCAGUUAUUUACGGAAGCAAAUAUCGAUCUAGGCCCUGUGCCUGGUUCUUCAAUUAAGGAAUCUGCAAAAUCAGGUGAACUGUUUCGUUCUGGCUUUUCCACCUACCGUCCUGUUCCAGAAGGGGACCGCAAUGUUUCUCGCGGGGUUUGUGGGAUACUGCAGUUGAGUGAUGAGGUUCUGUCUCUGAAAAUACUUUCACGUUUAACUCCAAGAGACAUUGCAUCGAUUGGUUCAGUCUGUAAGCAACUCUAUGAGUUGACUAAGAGCGAGGAUCUUUGGAGGAUGGUCUGUCAGAAUGCUUGGGGUAGUGAAACAACACGUGUUUUAGAGACAGUACCUGGAGCAAAGAGAUUGGGGUGGGGUCGGCUUGCAAGAGAAUUAACAACUCUUGAAGCAGCAGCAUGGAGAAAGCUAACCGUUGGAGGUGCUGUUGAACCUUCAAGGUGCAAUUUUGGUGCUUGUGCAGUAGGCAAUCGCGUUGUCCUUUUUGGUGGCGAAGGUGUUAACAUGCAACCAAUGAAUGACACUUUUGUAUUGGAUUUGAACUCGAGCAACCCGGAGUGGGAACACAUCCAAGUGAGCUCCCCUCCUCCUGGACGCUGGGGUCAUACACUAUCUUGCGUCAAUGGCUCUCAUUUAGUAGUGUUCGGAGGCUGCGGAACGCAGGGCUUACUCAAUGAUGUGUUCGUUCUUGACUUGGAUGCCAAGCCUCGGAAUUGGCGGGAGAUUUCUGGAUUGGCCCCACCACUUCCCCGAUCAUGGCAUAGUUCUUGCACUCUUGAUGGAACCAAGCUGAUAGUUUCUGGAGGGUGUGCAGAUUCUGGAGUACUACUUAGUGACACGUUUCUGCUUGAUCUGUCAAUCGAGAAGCCCAUCUGGAGGGAGAUACCAGCAGUGUGGAAACCGCCUUCAAGGCUCGGUCACACUCUUUCAGUUUAUGGUGGCAGGAAAAUAUUGAUGUUUGGUGGUCUCGCUAAGAGUGGUCCUCUUCGAUUCCGUUCCAGUGAUGUUUUCACUAUGGAUUUGAGUGAGGAGGAGCCUUGUUGGAGAUGCGUAACUGGAAGUGGAAUGCCAGGUGCUGGAAACCCAGGGGGGGUAGCCCCGCCUCCGAGGCUUGAUCAUGUAGCUAUGAGCCUUCCUAGCGGUAGAAUUCUAAUCUUUGGCGGAUCUGUUGCUGGUCUUCAUUCCGCCUCGCAGCUUUAUCUCCUCGAUCCAACUGAUGAAAAACCUACAUGGAGAAUUUUAAAUGUACCCGGGAGACCACCGAGGUUUGCUUGGGGACAUAGCACGUGUGUUGUCGGUGGGACGAGAGCUAUAGUCCUUGGCGGUCAAACUGGGGAGGAGUGGAUGCUAAGUGAGCUUCACGAGCUGUCCUUGGCGAGUUCUGUUAUCUGAUUAUAUGUAUCGGCAGGCUAUGGAAAAAGAAUUCACCUGAAGCCUUUAACUUCAGGGUGAGAGGUUAUUUAUUGGAAAUGCAGCCGAAACUGUUGUUUCGGUCACUAAUAACUCUCGACAAAAUGUUUGAUUGAUUUGUCAGGACUUUGUAUUAGAUGGCUGUCGAUUAUCGACUUUUUCUUGUACGGGGUUCUUGUACAAGGUCGUUCUGUCGAUUAUUGUGCUCUAUAAGGUGACUUGCAACUCUUUUCCCCUCGCUGAGGUUUGUAUAAGCCCUUCCCUCUUCUCCCUUCCCCGUCCCGGCGGAUGUAGAUCGGGCAACCCUUGCUUGUUAGGUUACUAUAAGUAUUUGAUAGAAAGGUAGGUCUCGAUAUAAUGUAGGUUUAGUUUCUUGUUAUGCUACUCUUUGCCUUAAUUCAGUGUUGUAAUUUGAACAAAAAGAAUGGAAAAAAGAAAAAAAACAGAAGUGCAUGUUUAUAUUGCGCAAGUACUGCGUGGAAUGUAACUAAGAAAAUUGUAUGUAUUUUGUUGUGCUCAUAAAUUUUGUAAUUCCUUGCCCUUUUCUCA